CUGGCCCAGACAAGGCAUCAGAACAGGAGUUUCAAGAAUGUGGGUCAGAUGUCGCUGAGGAAAUCACAGCAAAACGUCACAGAGAAUUUAUUGUAUUUUUGUGGAACAGUAUUCUGUACCAAUGGCUUCCUUUUUAAUGGACUUUGUGUGGUGUUUGCUCCCCAUCCUGCUCCUCCUGCUGCUGUCUCUGGCUCUCCGUUGGCCCAGGGCAUACUCCUGGACACGGCUGGCUGUCAGGGCUGCAUGCUGGAGACUCUGGGUCAUAAUUUGCCUGAUCUUGGAGCUACCACUGGACAAACGAACAAUACCACGGACCAAAGAGGCCGGAUCAGCAGAGAGAGAUAUUUUGUCAGGGUCAAGUCAGGUCUCAGAUGGCCCCCAGCUCAUCUGCAAAGCAACUGCGUUGGCCAAAUAUCUGCUCCGCCACUGCGACUCUCUGGCUAGGCCAAGACUGGCCCCGUGGCCCAGAGGAGAUCCUCACUUCCAGACUCUGUCCAGCCUGCUUUUUGGACAACAUGGGGACACAGUACAGUUCACUAGAGACCACCUAUUACUAAAAGACGGAGGCAUUGUAGCUCUGGACUGGGCUGUGGGAACCAGACAGGCUGAGAGGAAGAGGUGGGAGGGGAGGAGGGAGCACCAGCCAGGGGGGAGGAUACCUGGCUGCGUCACCUCAAACCCUCCUGUCCUCCUCCUCAUCUCACAGUUUUGGGGAGGGAUGACCCCCCACCUAAAGAUGCUGUGCCAUCAGGCCAUACGUCAGGACUUUUAUGUGGUGGUGUCUCACCCUCGAGGCACAGCGGAGUGUCCACUGACCACAGCUCGACUCACUGAGUUUGGAGACCCAGCUGAUCUCGAGCAGGUGAUAACAUAUGUCCACAGCCGCCACCCAUCCUCUGCUCUCUUCGCUGUGAGUGAGGGUUCAGGCUCAGGGAUUCUUCUUUCCUACUUAGGGGAGAGCGGAUCAGGUUCUUACCUGACCGCAGCUGCAGCUAUCUCACCUGUUCUCCUGGGCCAGCAGUGGUUUGAAACGGCAAUGCCUCCGAUUUACCACUGGGGGAUUUUGUUCCAGCGGAAAAUGCAGCUCAGAAGAUAUGCCGAAUCCUUCAGAGGGGUGCUGGAUGUGGAUCGGGCUCUCAGCUGCUCCUCUCUUAGAGACUUUGAGGAAACUCUCGCCUGCUCCUCAUCCCAGCUUCAGCAAACAAAAACAAGUUCUGGACUGACCCCAGGAACCUCCUUGAAGGGUCUGGCCCCCUCAGCGGCCUGGGAGCUGGGUGAGAGGGCUUACCCAGCCAAGGACUGGGACGGCUACUGGGAGAGGAACGAGCCUCUCAGAGACGCAGACGAGGUAGCGGUGCCUGUGCUCUGUGUCUGCAGCUGUGAUGACCCCCUCCUUCCACCUGCAUCGUCUUUGCCCCUUCCCCUUUUCAAGAGCAAUCCUUACUUCCUGCUGGCGUUGACGGACAGAGGAGGGCACUGUGGGUUCACUUUAGAGGGCAAAGAAGAGGAGAAGGAGGGAGGGAGGACAGGAAACGAAGAGGUUGAGGAGGACAACUGGAGUCAUUUUGUAGUUCUGGAGUACUUCAGAGUGGUUGCUGAUUUCCUGAAAAAGGAGGAGAGGGAAAAUGCAAUGUGGGAUGCUGCAGCAGAUUUUAGUCUGGCUGGGCAGUUAAGCAGGAUCAGCAGCAUGGCUCCCCUUCGCAAGAGGAGAAACCCUGUGAUGAGGAGACCUAGACCAAUGGCAGCUCAGCAGAGCAAUGUGGAGGAAGAGGAGAACUUCACCUGGAAGAGGUCCUACACACGCUGAGAA
Labrus mixtus (cuckoo wrasse) is the source of this 1810-nucleotide messenger RNA. Its product is annotated as protein ABHD15. Bases 122 to 1807 code for a protein of 561 amino acids. The transcript is spliced from 3 exons. The record is from RefSeq and is a predicted model, not a curated record. NCBI's taxonomy places the organism in Eukaryota, Metazoa, Chordata, Actinopteri, Labriformes, Labridae. Gene Ontology annotation, molecular function: short-chain carboxylesterase activity; monoacylglycerol lipase activity.